CGGCCCCUGAUAGGAGAACACCCGGCGGCGGCCCGCGGCCUGUCAGUGUCACCCAGGACAACAUGGCGGCUGUGAGGAGCAUCGGAGCGCUGGCCGGGCUGGGCGGGAAGACAGGUUUCACUGUCAGAUCUUUGUCCAUGUCUUCCGCCCUGCUGUCACGGACGCACGUAAACUACGAAGUCAAAAAAGAUGUCGCCGUUGUCCGCUUCAACACCCCAAAUUCCAAGGUGAACACGUUGUCCCGGCAGCUCCAGAGCGAGUUUAGCGACGUGAUGAACGAGAUCUGGGCCAACGAUGCCGUGAGAAGCGCCGUCCUCAUCUCCGCCAAACCCGGCACCUUCAUUGCCGGGGCCGACAUCAACAUGAUCGAGUCGUGUAAGACGUCGCAGGAAGUCUCUCAGCUGUCUCAGGCCGGGCAGAAGAUGUUCGAGAAGCUUGAAAAGUCCCCAAAACCCAUUGUGGCGGCCAUCAAUGGCUCCUGCCUGGGAGGAGGGCUGGAGGUGGCCAUCGCCUGCCAGUAUCGUGUGGCUACAAAAGACAAGAAGACGGUCCUGGGGACCCCUGAGGUUCUGCUGGGCCUGCUGCCCGGGGCCGGGGGCACUCAGAGGCUCCCUAAGAUGCUGGGGCUUCCCACUUCCUUCGACAUGAUGCUGACCGGCAGGAACAUUCGUGCCGACAAAGCUAAGAAGAUGGGGCUAGUGGACCAGCUCGUCGACCCCCUGGGACCCGGCCUGAAGAGUCCCGAGGAGCGCACCAUGGAGUACCUGGAGGAGGUGGCCGUGGACUACGCCAGAGGGAUCGCCGACAAGAAAAUCUCCCUGAAGAAGCAAAAGGGGCUGAUGGCAAAGGUCACAGACUACGUCAUGUCCGUCCCAUUCGUCAGGCAGCAAAUCUACAAUAUGGUAGAGAAGAAAGUGAGGAAACAGACAAAGGGCUUGUAUCCGGCCCCCCUGAAAAUCAUCGAGGUGGUGAAGACCGGGGUGGAGCAGGGCUCAGAGGCCGGGUACCUGGCAGAGUCUCAGCGGUUUGGUGACCUGGCCAUGACCAGCGAGUCCAGAGCGCUCAUCGGCCUCUACCACGGCCAGGUCCAGUGCAAGAAGAACAAGUUUGGGACUCCGCAGAAAGAAGUCAAGACCCUGGCUAUCCUCGGCGCGGGCCUGAUGGGGGCCGGUAUCGCACAGGUCUCCGUGGAUAAAGUGAAGACUAUUUUGAAGGACACGACGGUGGAAGGUCUGGGCCGGGGGCAGCAGCAGGUGUUCAAAGGCCUCAAUGACAAGGUGAAGAAGAGGAGCGUCACCUCGUUUGAGCGGGACAGCAUCAUGAGUAACCUGACGGGGCAGCUGGAUUACCGGGGGUUUGAGAGCGCGGACAUGGUGAUAGAGGCCGUGUUCGAGGACAUCAAGAUCAAACACAAAGUCCUACAGGAGGUGGAAGCUGUCACGUCCCCGCACUGUAUAUUCGCCAGUAACACGUCUGCCCUCCCGAUCUCUCAGAUUGCUGCUGUCAGUAAGAGACCAGACAAGGUCAUAGGAAUGCACUACUUCUCUCCUGUGGAUAAGAUGCAGCUGUUGGAAAUCAUCACCACGGAUAAGACGUCUCCGGACACGGCCGCCUCAGCAGUAGCUGUGGGGCUCAAGCAGGGAAAGGUCAUCAUUGUGGUCAAAGAUGGGCCAGGAUUUUACACCACCAGGUGCUUGGCUCCUAUGAUGGCAGAGGUUAUGCGUGUCCUGCAGGAAGGCGUAACCCCCAAGAAGCUGGAUGCCCUCACCACUGGCUUUGGUUUCCCAGUGGGCGCCUCCACUCUGGCUGAUGAGGUGGGCAUUGAUGUGGCUGCCCAUGUGGCAGAAGACCUGGGCAAGGCUUUCGGAGAGAGGUUUGGAGGAGGCAACGUUGAGCUUCUGAAAGCCAUGGUGCAGAAGGGGUUCCUGGGACGCAAAUCUGGUAAAGGCUUCUACGUGUACCAGCAGGGGAUGAAGGAAAGAUCCGUGAACUCUGCAGCAGAGGAGAUCCUGGAGAAAUUCAGGCUGCAGGCCAGACCCGACGUCUCCUCUGACGAGGACGUCCAGAUGCGUCUGAUCACGCGCUUUGUGAAUGAAGCCGUCCUAUGUCUGCAGGAAGGUAUCCUCAGUAAUCCGGUAGAGGGAGAUAUCGGGGCCGUCUUUGGACUUGGAUUCCCGCCAUGCCUUGGAGGUCCUUUCAGAUACACAGACGCUUUUGGGGCAAAUCGCAUCGUGGAGAAGAUGAGGAAGUACGAGAACGUGUACGGGAGCCACUUCACCCCCUGCCAGCUGCUGCUCGACCACGCCAAGGACCCCAGCAAGAAGUUCCACCACUGAACCUAGCCGCCCUUGCAGUGGCCCCAGCGUCUGAGCGCCUGGGAGACCGGUGAAUGUAUGGAGGAUGCAGCGGAGGAUUGUACCGUCUCAUGCGCCAUACGUGCCUUAGAUCCAAGUUGUCCCUCGGGCACCGCGUUCCUGCCAUGUCGACGCUUUUCUGAUGAAAGUAAUUGUUUUGCACUUAACGCUGAGAGACUUUCUAACUCUUAAUGUCCCCUGAGGAGACGGCGCCGCAGCAGCGCGUUCAUUCCAUGUCACGUGGAUGUCGUCAAUAAACCGUUUUCAGAGAUGGUG
Molecule: messenger RNA, 2630 nt
Organism: Bufo bufo (common toad)
Lineage: Eukaryota; Metazoa; Chordata; Amphibia; Anura; Bufonidae
Gene: HADHA
Product: hydroxyacyl-CoA dehydrogenase trifunctional multienzyme complex subunit alpha
Exons: 20
Coding region: 63-2336 (757 amino acids)
Biological process (GO): fatty acid beta-oxidation
Cellular component (GO): mitochondrial fatty acid beta-oxidation multienzyme complex; mitochondrion
Molecular function (GO): NAD+ binding; long-chain (3S)-3-hydroxyacyl-CoA dehydrogenase (NAD+) activity; enoyl-CoA hydratase activity
Source: RefSeq, a predicted model, not a curated record